Spirodela intermedia is the source of this 492-nucleotide messenger RNA. The record is from the annotation of a GenBank genome assembly. NCBI's taxonomy places the organism in Eukaryota, Viridiplantae, Streptophyta, Magnoliopsida, Alismatales, Araceae.
AUGGCCAAAGGCAGCGGCGGCGGGGGCGUCCUCGGCAAGCUCAAGUGCAUGGUGAGGAGGUUGCACCCCGCAGCCCCUAGCGACGGCGGCAAGUUUCCGGCGGUGGCGGUGGCGGUGGCGGCGGCGGCGGCGAGAAGCAGAAGCAGGGCCUCCUCGACGGCGGUGGGGGACAACGGGGACAAGGGGAUGUGGCGGAGCGACGGCGGCGCGGCGGAGGAGGAGGUGCCGCUGGGGCUGCACCCGGUCUACGUGGGCAAAUCCCGGCGGCGGUACCUGAUAAGCUCCGACCUCGUUGACCACCCUCUCCUCCGUGUGCUGCUGCAGCGGUCGGCUGGCGCCGCCGCCGAGGAGGCCGGCGGCGGCGGCGGCGGCAGGCCGACGCCGGUGGUCGGGUGCGAGGUCGUGCUGUUCGACCACCUCCUCUGGAUGAUCGAGAAUGCCGAUCCCCAGCCCGAGUCUCUCGACGAGCUCGUCGAGUUCUACGCCGUCUGA